Molecule: messenger RNA, 6456 nt
Organism: Penicillium oxalicum
Lineage: Eukaryota; Fungi; Ascomycota; Eurotiomycetes; Eurotiales; Aspergillaceae
Product: putative ubiquitin-protein ligase E3 component (UBR1)
Exons: 2
Coding region: 1-6456 (2151 amino acids)
Biological process (GO): ubiquitin-dependent protein catabolic process via the N-end rule pathway; protein ubiquitination
Cellular component (GO): ubiquitin ligase complex; cytoplasm
Molecular function (GO): zinc ion binding; ubiquitin protein ligase activity
Source: RefSeq, a predicted model, not a curated record
AUGCACAUGCUCGCAGAAUGUGAGAAAAUCCUCGGUGAAGGUCUGCUGCAACUACCUGCGCAGCACAACUACCGAUAUGGGCCCAAAGCGGAACGGGACUUGCUUGAGCUGUUGUUUCGGUCGCUUGUAGGCCACAGUGAGGAGCUCCUGAUUCAUCUCUUCCCAGACGGCACGCCGAACGGACCGUGGAAGCUGGCCGAGGCUCAGGGAGCCCGUGAAGGAGCCGAGUACAGUGAAGCUGCGCGAGGUAAACGAUGCGGGCAUAUUUUCCGGGCGGGAGAGGCGACUUAUCGCUGCGUCACCUGCGCGGCUGACGACACUUGCGUGCUUUGUAGCCGAUGCUUUGACUCGUCAGACCACACUGGACACCAGUAUCAGAUUUCAUUAUCAUCGGGAAAUUGCGGCUGUUGUGACUGCGGUGACGACGAGGCCUGGCGGCUACCGCUUUUCUGCGCCAUACACACUGAUAGCGGAAAUGUGAAGAGCAAGCAGCGCGCAGAGCGGCAGCUACCCUCGGAAGUCAUUGACUCCGUCCGCUUGACAAUUUCCCGGGUCCUCGAUUACUUUUGCGAUGUCAUCUCAUGUUCGCCAGAAAACCUGCGCCUGCCAAAGACGACAGAGGGUAUCAAACAGGAUGAGGAGGCAUCCCGCCUGCGACCCGGCUGGUACGGUGCGGGCGAUCAAGAGGAGGAGGAACCCGAGUUUGCGCUGAUGCUCUGGAACGAUGAGAAGCAUACCAUUCGAGAUGUUGCUCACCAAGUUAGUCGAGCGUGUCGCGAGCGAGACAGCUUUGGUGUAGCACGGGCCCACGAGACCAAUGACAUCGGUCGCAGCGUGGUCAAGUAUUCGAAGGAUCUGCAGCGGCUGCUGGCGGUCUCGAAGAUCAUCGAGGAGAUCAAAGUGACGGUAUCAGUUCGAUCUGCCCGCGAUACCUUCCGUGAGCAAAUGUGCGGCGCGAUCGUCGAGUGGCUGGCCGACAUCGCCGGUUGCAGCAUUCUGGACGACAACGAAAUCUUCCGACAGGUCAUCUGUGAGGAAUUGCUCAGCCCGUGGCGCAAGGGUAGCGGUGCUUUUAAUGCGGACAUUGGCAUGAAGGGCAUUGACGAUCAUCAAGAAACUGAGAAUCACCUCCCCGGGCGCACUGUCAUGCUUACUCUUCCACCGCAUGGUCAGAUUGUUCUCGCAACGACCGACGAGGAUGAAGAUGAAGAUGACGAGAUUGGUGAUGGGAAUGAGCAAGAUGACGAUGACGAUUACGUAGAGGCUCACGAUGAUGCUGACGAUGAGGAUGAUGACAUCGAUAUGGAGCUUGCUCGUCUGCAGGCUGAGGCUGAUGGCGACGAAGAUGAGGAAAUGGAUAUGGGUAACGACGAGGAGCUUGCACUGGCUGAACGCAUUCUUGCCGGGCUUACUCGCGCGCACCCGGUCGCUCCUCGACCAGCGCCGCCAGCUAACGAAGAACAAGCUGGACACCAGGAACAAACUGGUACCGCCACUGCCGAGGAAGCCGAGAGUCAGCCAUCUGCGGAGACCUACGUAUCUAUUCCAAAGACUCCGUCUGGAGCUAUCAGACCUCCCCCUGCCAGAACUGAAGGCCACUGGCAGGUGCGUCCGCCUGCUCCAGCCAUGGGUGAGAAGGUUGCGCCCUACGAGGAUCUCUGGCAACGUACCCGCCUCGACUGGCUCGUUCUCUUUGACCUGCGACUGUGGAAGAAAACCCGCACAGAUCUGCGGGACCUCUACAUCAGCACUGUCGUCAAUGUGCCUCAAUUCAAGCGCAUCAUGGGCCUGCGGCUCUCAGCUCUUUACACGGCUUUGGCGCAGCUUUACUUGAUUGCGGAUCGAGAGCCGGAUCACUCGAUUGUUAAUCUAUCUCUGCAACUUCUUACUACCCCUUCGAUCACCGAGGAGAUCGUGCUCCGCGGAAACUUCCUCACCAAGGUUAUGGCCAUUCUCUACACUUUCCUCACCACAAGACAAGUGGGCGAGCCUCAGGCCGUCAAUCCGAAUGCUACCCUGGCUUUCGAUGCAGGCUCCGUCACAAAUCGACGACUGUAUCAUUUCUUCCUUGAUCUUCGAUACCUUCUGCAAUCCGAGUAUGUUCAACACCGGGUUCGAACAGAGGAGCAGUAUUUGCCACAGUUCCUUGACUUGGUGAAGCUUUCGCAAGGCAUUUGCCCCAAUGUUCGCGCUGUGGGUGAGCACGUUGAAUAUGAGACGGAUGCUUGGAUCAGCGCGUCGAUUCUGAUGCGAGAGAUCAACCGACUCUGCCGACAGCUCUGUGAAUCCUUCCGUACUCCAGAGGCUGAUGGCGGCGAGAACCUGGUGCGGGCCAUUAAAACGACCGCUCUUACUGCGAUUAUUCACUCUGCGGGCGUCGAACGCAAACGCUUUGACCAAGCCGAAAUCAAGGAAGAAGUUAAGUUCAAGACCUUGCAGCCCUUUGAUUUCGAGAUUGGCUCGUCCGGCCAGGUGCCUUGCCACCGUGUGGUCGAGUUUGCGGUCGAGAAGGGCUCGAUCAGUUUCCAUCAUGCGCUCCACUACACUUUGUCUUGGUUGAUAGAGUGCGGUCGAGGAUUGAGCGGUGAAGUGGUGCGAGGAGCCCUAUUCGAGGCUGCGCAGAGUGCCAGGGAUGAACUCCACGCGGCCAAAGUUGCUGGUAAACCGAUUGAUGACAGUCUUCUUGCGCUGGGUCCAGAGGAUCUCCUGCUGACGAUGUUUGACUACCCACUGCGAGUGUGUGCCUGGCUGGCCCAAAUGAAGGCAGCAAUGUGGGUUCGCAAUGGCCUCAGCCUUCGUCACCAGGCAUCACAAUACCGUGGUGUGUCGUCUCGAGACUUUGCCUAUUAUCGCGAUAUUUUCUUGCUGCAGACCGCGCUGGUAACUUGCGAUCCGAGUAGGGUUCUUGCAUCGAUUGCCCACAGAUUUGGCAUGGUUGACUGGAUGUCGCGGAAUUACAUGCCGCGCAGCGGCUUUGAGGACACGCAAAUUGUGGAUGUUGCCGAGGAAUUUGUCCAUCUGCUUGUCAUUUUGUUGACCGAUCGCACUUCCUUAACGGCAACUGAUGACAGCUCCUAUUUGACCAAGGAAAAUAUAAGCCGCGACAUCGCCCAUGUCUUGUGCUUCAAACCUCUUUCCUUCUCCGAUCUUUCAACCCGUCUGAGUGAUAAGCUGCUGGAUUCUGACAUGUUCCAAGACGUCCUCGAAGAGGUUGCCAACUUCCGUCCUCCCGAGGGUCUGAGCGAUUCCGGAACCUUUGAACUGAAAUCUGAGUAUUUCGAUCUGGUCGAUCCUUACAGCGCACACUACACCAAAAACCAACGAGAUGAGGCGGAGAAUAUUUACAAGGAAUGGAUGGCUAAGAAGACUGGCAAAAAGGCUUCCGACAUCGUUUAUGAGCCGAAGCUUCGACCCAUUACCUCAGGUGUAUUCUCUGACUUGCCCCGCUUUACAGGCACUAUGCUCUUCGCACAACUUGUCCACCAAUGCCUAGAGUAUGUCGUGUCAUUCAAGGAAUGCACUCCUGCCAUUCCACCAACUCGAGUUGAGACGUUCCUCCAAGUCAUCUUACACCUCGUGCUCGCAGCCGUGCUCGAGGAUGAAACUGAAGAUGGCACUGUGGAUACGGAGCAAAGCAAUUCUUUCAAUUUGCAUGCCAUGUCUAAGGCCCGUGAGAUCAAGGCUGGGAAGCUGACCAUCGUCGGUCUUUUGGAGAGAAUCUCCGUCACACCUGAAUUCUCUGCAUGUGGUUCUAAGAUCCGUCACAUUCUGAAGCGUCUGUGGCAGAAACGUCCCAAAACCUACACCUCUGCAACUGCCUCUCUUAAAUUCCCCUUCGAUCGAAUCGACACUAGCUCUCCUGCUAUUGAUAGUGACAAUCAGAAGGAGAUGAAAAAGAAGGCGGCGUUAGAGCGCCAGGCAAAGGUCAUGGCCCAGUUCCAACAGCAACAGCAACAGUUCCUCAAUACUCAAGGCGACAUUGACUGGGGCGAGGAAGACUUUAGCGACUUGGAGGCUGAGGUGCAGACCCCUCACGAGUCCAAAGUGUGGAAGUACCCAAGUGGUACCUGCAUCUUCUGUCAGGAUGAAACCAAUGACUCGAGGUUGUACGGUACAUUCGCCCUGAUUCAGGAUAGUACAAUUCUGCGACAGACAGAUAUUAGGGAUCCAGACAGGAUUCGUGAAGCACUCAAAACUCCGACGAGUCUGGACAGAUCCGCCGACGAAAUUCGGCCCUUUGGUGUUUCUGGUGAGAACCACACGACUAUUCGGCGGCUGGAUUCUUCUGGAGGCGAGGUGACCAGCGAAAAGGUUGGUCUCAGCAAAGGCUUCAACCCAAAGAGCACUCUGCGGGGGCCUGUGACAACUGGCUGUGGUCAUAUUAUGCAUUAUUCUUGCUUCGACGUGUACUACACCGGCACGCAGAGGCGGCACAGCCAACAAAUUGCCCGUCAUCACCCUGAAAACAUUGCGCUCAAAGAGUUUGUUUGCCCAUUGUGUAAAGCUCUUGGUAACGCUUUCUUGCCUAUUACUUGGAAGGGCAAGGAAGAGUCUUAUCCCGGCGCCCUGAACACUUCCCAGUCCUUCGAUGAAUGGAUGAGCACGGGGCUAAAGGGCGCCCUGCAUCAGACCCAGAAUUUCCCUGUGCUCAUGGUUGAAAAGGAAAAGGCAUACCCUCAUCCAUAUGCGGAACUAUUCAACGACUAUCUGUCUAAAACUCUCACACCUCCGCUGUCUUCUAAAAUCAGUCAGCUCACGUCAUCCCCAGCUCCAUCGGCCGGAUCAUCCCGUCCAGUUAUCUCUGUUCCGCGACUUGCUAUGCCGGGCAUCUAUCCUGCCAGCGAGGAAUUGGCACCGACGAGUCCCCUGCAGCAAGUUUCGACACCGUCAGACAGCCCAAUGACUGAGCUCCUGCAAAUCUACAAGCGCCUGAAGAAGACAAUCAAACUGAAUCACAUCAGUUCUAUCUUCAACAAUAGUCCCGACACAGUGAUCAGUGAUGACUUGGUACACAUUGACACAUUGGUUCGCAGCUUCGGCUUCAGCAUCUCUGCAGUCGAGAUUGCGCAGCGCGGCGUUGAGUCCGAGCCCGGGUCAACUCUUUUGGACAAGAUUCCAUCACUAACACUGACGCAUCUCCGUAUCUUGGCAGAGACGGCUAUGACCUACGCGGCUGUAGGCUGUGUUCACUCAAACAACGGGCCAAAGAGUCGGCCAGCCCUCGAAUUUCAGGAGAUGCACCGACAGAAACUUUGUCAGCUUCUUGUCGGACAUCCCUGUUUGAGCGGAACGCCGUUGCUUAACGAUGUGAGAAAUAUUGAGCCCCUGUUGGCCAUGGAUACUUUUGUGUUCUUGGCAGAGUGCUCGUUGGCUCUAUUGCCCGUUUUCCGCGUCGACGUGCGCCAUCUUGUGCAGAUGUGCUACGUGGCUGAGAUUGUCAAGGUGGCUGUUACCUUUAUUCUCUGGCCUUUAGGGCUCAAAGAGGAAUUGGCAAGCCAAGGGGAGGAAGACCUUGCCAAUAUUGAUAUCUCGGACGAUCGGUACAAUGUGACGAGACAUUUCUUUGAUUCAAUUGUCGCCGAACUGAAAGCCAACUCGGUCGGUCGCGCGGAAGGGUCUUCAUUCCCUGCUGAAAGUGGAUAUGUGAAGGAUGGUGAAGAGUCAGCCACACCCAGUAUCAUUGUCGCCCUCCGCCGGCUCCUCGCCAGCUACGCCUUGACUUUUCUGCGGAAGUCUGUUAUUCUUCUCCACGUGCAGCACGGUGUCGACUUCCCCAACACAGGCUUCGGUGAUGUUGGGGCAUCAGAGCUUGAUCGCUUGACCAAGGCCCUUAACUUGCCCCCACUCGAUGAGAUUCUCAUGUCCAUAAGCCCCGCCAGAAAGACCAACAGUCCCUUCGAUGCAGUCAUCUCCGGUUGGAUUUUCCACUGGAAUGCCUCACGAUCGGGUAUUCGUUUCGAAGAUCAUCGAUUGUGGCCCAGUCUUCCCCACCCGGGUAUCUUCGAGCUUGUUGGACUUCCUAAGUACUUUGACAGUCUCAUCGAGGAAGCUAACAAGCGGCGAUGCCCUAACUCGAAGAAGGAGCUCAGCGAUCCAAGCAUUUGCCUUUUCUGUGGUGAUAUCUUUUGCUCACAAGCGGUCUGCUGUAUGCACAACAAACUAGGUGGAUGCAACCAGCACUUGCAGAAAUGUGGCAAGAACAUUGGUCUUUUCAUCAACAUCCGCAAGUGCACUGUGCUCUAUCUGCAUAAUCACAAUGGUUCAUGGCAUUACGCCCCUUAUCUCGACCGCCAUGGCGAAGUCGAUCCAGGCCUGCGCCGAAACCGUCAGCUCAUCCUAAACCAGAAGCGGUACGAUCGACUCCUCCGUGACGUGUGGCUGUCACACUCGAUUCCUGCUACGAUCAGUCGCAAGCUGGAAUCGGAAAUGAACAAUGGUGGGUGGGAAACGAUUUAA